Molecule: messenger RNA, 2862 nt
Organism: Penicillium salamii
Lineage: Eukaryota; Fungi; Ascomycota; Eurotiomycetes; Eurotiales; Aspergillaceae
Source: the annotation of a GenBank genome assembly
AUGUCAACCCAAGCUCCCCCGGCCAUUCCUCCCCGGCCGUCUCGUUCUCCCCAACCGCCGUCCUCAUCGUCGCUAGAGAUGCCGAAGAUACCACCUCGCCCGGGAAACCGCCGCAAUGACCGCUCAGUCUCGCCGAUGCGUGAUAGCUAUGCCCCUUCGCCGUUCAAUGAAUGGACCGGCCCUGGAAUGAGCCGUACCGUAUCAAAUGACGUACCCCAGCGUCCGCCUAGUGUCACAAUACCAUCUCUGGGCGAGGAGGGAAUCGAGUACGCCGACCUUGACCCGGGGAAUGUGUCAGAUAACCACCAUCAAACCCCCGCGGAGACUCGGAAUGUCAGCAGUGAUCUGAAGAUCCAUGCACCAAGACCCUCGUUGCCCACAUCAAGUGCGGAAGCUCAGGUCCAGGCUGUUACUCGCACUGAUUCCCGGCAGGCCGCUGCAGCUGGAUUGGGUCGCGGGGGUUCACCCGAACAAGAACGCCAAAGUCGUGAGCUACACUCCCAGACCAGCGGUUCUCGUGCGGAUUCGUCCACUGCGCCGAAUGAUCGCAGGUACUCGACUCAGCACCCAGAUGAGCAGGGCUUCCGGGUGCCGAUGUACCCUAACGCUGGGGACGUUCAGGCUCCUUCCCCAAGCCCUCAUGUCGACCAAGGCUCACAGCGAUCCGGUCGUAACCAUAACCGUUCCCGUAGUACACGGGAUUCUUCACUGCCUCCUGGUAGCUAUGGGCUCCAUGGACAUGGUGUUCAGCAAUCAGACAAAUUCGAGAAGGCUUGGUAUGAGAAGCAUCCUGACGAAUUUGCUAAAGAGGAAGGCCAAUAUGGCCCCGGUGUCGGGACCCCACGCCCUGAUUGGGCUUUGAGCAGUGAUGAUCUGAACAAGAUCGUGCGUGGCUCUGCACAGACUGGAUCGGGUCUGGGUACUUCUCCAGGUGUUGUGGGAACCCCUGAUGAAGAAGUUGGGUACAUGGCCUCCGAUGAGUAUAUCCAUCGCAUAGCGUCUCCCCCACCUGAGGCACGCCACGAAAGCCAGCCAACUAUUGAAUCACCUCUCCGACAAAUGAGUUUCCCCUCGGAAGCUGCGCCAAAACUAGUCGGAUCACCCCUUCGUGAUCGUAAAUCUAGUUCGCAUGGAAACCAUGAGGGUGGAGUUAUUCACGUGGAUGAUCCGAAGCACCCUUUGCAUCACCCUGACGGAUUUUCUGCCACCCCUGCGUUAGAAGAGAACGAUCCCUUAUCCGAUGAGAUGAAGAAUGACGAAGAUCCAAUCCUGGCCGCUGAUCAAGUCCGUCCCGAAUCGGCGUACCUCCAUCCUGCCAUCUCGCCCACAUUUGAUCGUCGGGGUAGCUUCGAGGACGAAGCCCGCAGUCGGAACCCCAGUGUGUCACAUAGUCGUUCGCACAGUCGAUCGGCGAGUGCCCAGGUCCAAUUCCCGACAUUGACACGCUAUGAUUCGCGGGAAGAUACACAUACCCCCCUGGAGGAUGUCGAGGAAUAUGAGCCAUUGUUCCCCGAGGACGAUAACAAGAAGGAUACACCUGUUUCCGCUACGGAUCGAUUCAAGAAGCGGCCUGACAUGCUCAAGCACAGGUUCCCAAGUCAGGAUAUUUGGGAAGAUACCCCCAAUAGCCUGCAGCUCCAUGCUACUGUUACUACUCCAGACGUUCCUGCCCAGGACUCCCCCGAGACCUUCGAAACGCCUGAGCAGGAAGCUACACGCAGAAUGCAAGCAGACAAAGUCGACUCACAUCAGGUUGCAAGUCACAUUCUGGAAGGUGAAGGUGCCAGGGAAAAGCUUGUGCGACCCGACACAUUGAAGCAACGCUUCCCCAGUAAUGAUAUCUGGGAAGAUGUCCCCGAAAGCCAGCGUCUUGUCACCACCGUCGAGCCUGCCAAGGAAGAAGUGAAGAGCCCCGAGGUACCAUCCAAGCCUACGCUCCCCGCUCGUCCACAGAGACAACCCCAAUCUUCACCGAUCGAAAAGCGCCAGCCACCAAGCAUCCCCGAGAGGCCAAAGCCCCAAGUUCCCGCCCGUCCCACUAAGCCUAGCUCUCAGGUUCCAGCAGCUAGCGAGGAGACCCCGAAGGAGGCUCCUGCAGUGAAGCCCAAGCCUGCUGUUCCAGCUCGUCCGGGUGGCAGCAAAAUCGCGGCUCUGAAAGCUGGGUUCCUCACUGACUUGAACUCACGCUUGCAACUCGGUCCCCAGCAACCCAAGCCUCAAGAGGAAGUGCCCGAAGCGCCAGUUGAGAAGCAGCCACUGAGUGAUGCCCGCAAGGGAAGAGCCCGCGGUCCAGCUCGUCGUAAACCUGCUGUGGAAAAGCCUGCUGCAGAGAAACCCGCUACUGCGCUUCCCACUCUCCCUGAGAUCAAGAUCACGGAAUCCUUGAACGUCUGGCAGGUGGGCCAGGACGGCAGAGUGACUGUCGGACCGGGCAGCAAGGCUGAGAAGAAACCUGUUGAUCUCGGGGACAAAUCUCUACAUCCCGUACAGUCAAUGGCCCCUCCCAUCGCCCAGAACGCCGCCGGUGAAUCUGUAGACCCGACACCUGAAUCAUCUGAACCAGCAGAUGCUAGCUCGCUACAAACAAGCCAACCAGAGGAUGAGACCGACCAUUUGUCCACCGAAGAAACCGUUCUCGCCGAGCCCACCGAGCCCUCUGUGGCACCGAUUCAACCUAUUCUCAAAGAAGCUGACGAAGAGAAGGCAGCAAAGGUGGUCGAGUCACCCGAGGUCCCAGCCACGGCCACUCCACAGACAACUGAAAUCCCUCCUUCACCCAAGCUGGAGGAUACCAUUGAAGAGAUGGCUGCAUCUGCGGAUGGCAAGAGAGAGUCUGACGGGCAUGUCCACCAAGUGGAGUAG